Messenger RNA from [Torrubiella] hemipterigena, 855 nucleotides. The record is from the annotation of a GenBank genome assembly. NCBI's taxonomy places the organism in Eukaryota, Fungi, Ascomycota, Sordariomycetes, Hypocreales, Clavicipitaceae.
AUGACGAGCUUCUUUGCCACCAUCUUCUCGUCGCCGACGCGCAUCAAGGAGCCGGCGCGGCCCUCGUCAACACCGCGACGCAAACAUCUUCAGCCGUCCGCGUCGCCUCUGAAGAGCCAUCUCAUUUCACAGACCGUAUCCAAGGCGCCCAGUACGCGAAAAAGCGUCACAUUCAAGGUCCCAAUUCUCGAGGAGAGCCCUCCUAGACUACAAUUCCAAUCACAACUACCACCACAUUUCAACACGCCACUCGAAGCCGACGAAGACAAAGAGAAUACAAUUCUUCAAACCAGUCCACUGCUAUCCGUUAACCCUCUGGAUACGGUGCAUAGCUCGAGCCCAUGUCCUAGCCCAGAUCCCAGCCCAAAGUCGAGUCGCAAGACGCGCAGCCCACAAACGAAGAACAGCACAGGUGAUGGAAAGUCAAGGUCGACGGCAGAUGACGGCGAGGAAAGCGUCGAAGAGUCCUUUGAACGAUUCAUCGGCUAUAGGUGGAGCGAUCGCGAUCUGGAGCUCCAUGUGGAAUGGACAUCUGGAGAUGUAUCGUGGGAGCCCGAGAGCAGCCUGUACAGCGAUGCGCCAGCAGCCGUGCUGGAAUACUAUGAAGAGAUUGGCGGACGACCCAAGAACCCGGCGGAUCCUCUCCUCUAUGACGUCCACGGUAUACUGAAGCACUCGCCUGAUCGCAAGAAGGUUCUAGUUGAGUGGGUUGGUUUCGGCCCCAAGGAAGCCACGUGGGAGCCCAGACACGUUAUUGCGAAAGCUGCGCCGCAAAUCUCCAAGGAUUACUGGGCUGAGCAAGCAGCUAAAAGGACGCGGGGGAAAGCCAAGGCUCGUGGUAGGCGGAGGCAGUGA